Molecule: messenger RNA, 804 nt
Organism: Nanorana parkeri
Lineage: Eukaryota; Metazoa; Chordata; Amphibia; Anura; Dicroglossidae
Gene: EEF1AKMT3
Product: methyltransferase like 21B
Exons: 3
Coding region: 25-690 (221 amino acids)
Biological process (GO): peptidyl-lysine methylation
Cellular component (GO): cytoplasm; cytosol
Molecular function (GO): protein-lysine N-methyltransferase activity
Source: RefSeq, a predicted model, not a curated record
GCAGCAUGGAGUGCUGAGUCGGCCAUGUACAGCGAGGAGGAGAGCGACCUGAAUGAUGUGUUGCCUCAGGAUGUGGGGUCCCUCUUCUCGGACACAUACACGGAGGAAAGCCGCUAUGAGUUCUGCGGUCACCGGCUGCUCAUCACUCAGCACUACGGGUGUCACCUGGGGGUGGCGGCUCCGGUGUGGGACGCUGCUCUGAAUUUGUGCUCUUACUUUGAAAAGCAGAAAGUGAACUUCAAAGGAAAGAAUAUUAUCGAGCUGGGUGCUGGAACGGGGAUUGUGGGGAUUCUGCUAUCUUUACUAGGUGGUAAUGUGACCCUGACAGACCUUCCACAUACUCUUCCACAGAUUGAGAAAAAUGCGUCUGCCAAUGUCCCCAAUGGUCAUCCACUUAAGGUGUGUGCAUUAUCUUGGGGACUCGACCAGACCAAAUUUCCACAAGACUAUGACUUUGUCAUUGGGGCAGAUAUUGUGUAUCUGAAGGAGACCUAUGACCACCUUCUCCAAACAUUGCAGCACCUCUGUUGUCCCAGAACCACCAUAUUCCUCUCUUCCAAAAUGCGGACAGAGCAUGGUACUGUGGACUUUUUCCAGGAUGUCCUGCCCAAGCAUUUUAAUGUGGCGCUUGUUCAGAGAAAUGUUGAGGAUAACAUCAACAUCUACAGUGUUAGCCAGUAUCAGAACUGAAAGUGACCAUUUUUAAACAUACACUUCCUUAUAUUGCAUUCCAGAAAAUGAAAGUAUGCCCAAUAAUGUGAAACCCGGCUAUAGCUUUAAAGCUGAACUCUGAGCAGAUAUAGA